ACUUCCCACUCUCUCUCUAUAUAUUUACUCUCAAACUCUCUCUAUCUCUCUCUAUAUAUCUAUCAAUCUAUAUCUCCUCUACGUGAUACACUCCAAUGGAGCCCUAGCUCGGUUGCUCUAUUCACACGCCAUUGUUGACCUGAGGCUCUAAAACGCACACUGCAGCAUUCAUGGAAAGCGAGUUAAUAUAACAUCAUGCACCGAUCUUCUUCAAGGCAAAGAGACAUGAAUAUAGAAAACGUACCUGCUGCUAAUAUCCAAGGGCCAACUGGACGAGUUACUAGAGCACGUGCAAAAGUAUUUGGGGCAUCAGCGGGCCUUCCACCACUACAACCUGUGGCGAAACAGGAUCAUAAGCGGGCCCCUCUUACUGUUGUUGCCCCUACGGUCCAAGCCAAGAAAAGGGCUGUUCUUAAGGACAUCACUAACAACUCAUUUAAUGAAUCCAGCAUAAAAGUUCCCAAUGGAAAUAAAGCACAGAUUAGCAAGCGGGUCAAAAGAUGUGCAGUCAAGAAGAACGAAAAAGUGGCACGAUCUAUUCCGGUGGACCCUCAGAUUCAGAAGAGAAAUGCAAAAGCAGCAGAAACCGUAACCAAACAGAGUGCAAAUGAAUUAUGUGAAGCAAAUUCACAGCUAACAUCAGAAAAUGAUAUAACAGUCAGCGUUGGAGAAAGCAUAAUUACCGUUGAAGUGGAAGCUACGAAUGAUGAGUCUGUUAUCGAUAUUGAUUCUAAGCACAAGGGUCCUCAAAUGUGCAGCUUGUAUGCUGCAGAAAUACAUGCCAAUUUAUGCACCAACGAGCUUAAGUGGAGGCACUCCACUGAUUACAUGAAAACCGUGCAACUGGAAAUCACACAAGAAAUGCGGAGCAUUCUUAUUGACUGGCUUGUGGAGGUCUGUGAAGAAUAUGGACUAGCUUCAGAAACAUUUUACCUAACAGUUGCUCUCAUAGAUAUUUAUCUCUCUAAGAAAUGUAUCGGAAAACGCAGACUCCAGUUGCUCGGUAUAACCUGCAUGCUUGUUGCCUCGAAGUAUGAAGAAAUUUGUGCUCCACGGGUUGAAGAAUUCUGUUUCAUCACUGACAGCACCUACACAAGGGCAGAUGUAUUGGAGAUGGAGCAUCAAAUACUGGAUGUAUUGAGCUUCCAGCUUUCUGUUCCAACUAUCAAAAAGUUCCUGAGGAGAUUCCUUUUGGCAGCACAAAGUUCUUACAAGGCUCCGGUUAUAGAGUUGGAAUUUCUGGCAAACUAUUUAGCCGAGCUAAGUCAAAUCGAGUACCGUUUUGUAAAGUUCCUACCGUCCCUCAUUGCUGCUUCGGCCGUAUACUUAGCCAAAUGGACACUUGAUCAGGAUGAAGAUCCAUGGAAUGCUACGUUAGAACAUUAUACUAGUUACAAGGCACCCGAGCUAAAAGUUACGGUUCUGGCCCUCCAAGAUCUGCAACUUAACAACGCCAGUCCUCUCCUUGCUAUACGCCAAAAGUACAAGCAACAGAAGUACAAGAGUGUUGCAACAUUAAUCUCCCAGAAACCUGUGAAACCGCUGUUCUAAUAUUCGUGUUGCUGACGUACAAUGAGAUUAAUUAUUGGCCGGCUGCGUCCAUUUUCUAGCUCCAUGUUGUAAGUGGUAAUUAACCACCUGUUGUAACCAAUUCUGGUACUUUGUAGUUGUUUCCAUUAUGUCACAACUGAAAGACAUUGUAUGUGAGUCAUGUGACCAUAUAUAUCCCGGAAUGCAUUCAAAAAACGGGCUACAUUCGUGUAACUUUUGUUUGCUA
Molecule: messenger RNA, 1777 nt
Organism: Helianthus annuus (common sunflower)
Lineage: Eukaryota; Viridiplantae; Streptophyta; Magnoliopsida; Asterales; Asteraceae
Product: cyclin-A2-2
Exons: 12
Coding region: 196-1551 (451 amino acids)
Biological process (GO): regulation of cyclin-dependent protein serine/threonine kinase activity; mitotic cell cycle phase transition
Cellular component (GO): cyclin-dependent protein kinase holoenzyme complex; nucleus; cytoplasm
Molecular function (GO): cyclin-dependent protein serine/threonine kinase regulator activity
Source: RefSeq, a predicted model, not a curated record